Molecule: messenger RNA, 574 nt
Organism: Rosa chinensis
Lineage: Eukaryota; Viridiplantae; Streptophyta; Magnoliopsida; Rosales; Rosaceae
Product: protein BRICK 1
Exons: 2
Coding region: 56-319 (87 amino acids)
Biological process (GO): regulation of actin polymerization or depolymerization; cell motility; actin filament organization
Cellular component (GO): SCAR complex
Molecular function (GO): protein-containing complex binding
Source: RefSeq, a predicted model, not a curated record
ACUCACAGUAGCUGUCGUUGUGUUUUGUUUGGUAGAUCUCGGAUAGAGACCAACGAUGGCUCGAGCAGGAGGCAUCACAAACGCAGUGAAUGUAGGAAUCGCCGUCCAAGCUGAUUGGGAAAACCGCGAGUUCAUCUCCCACAUUUCUCUCAACGUCCGCCGCCUCUUCGAUUUCCUUGUCCAAUUCGAGGCUACAACAAAGAGCAAAUUGGCAUCACUGAAUGAGAAGCUUGAUACUUUGGAACGGAAGCUAGAGCUCCUUGAAGUUCAAGUGGGUACUGCAUCAGCUAACCCUUCUCUUUUUGCUCGUGAUGUUUAGAAGAUCAUGCCAUUGUUUUAAUAUACGUGUAAGCAUUCUCUUGUCUAUAGCGUGACCAUGAAUAGAUAUCCUGGUAUUGUAACCCAGUUCUAAACUACUCCAUCAUUUUCAUGUUUAUGUGAGUGGUAGAGUUCCAUCUGUCAUUUGUCUACAUUGUAGAGAUACGCUUGGAACACAGCAUUCUGUGCUCAAGGUCUUUUACUUUUUGUUAAUGAUGAAGUUCACUUCAGUUAAUGCAGUGAUCAGGUUUCACUG